Xenopus laevis (African clawed frog) is the source of this 1146-nucleotide messenger RNA. RefSeq names its product histamine receptor H4 gene f8 L homeolog (gene hrh4.f8.L). Bases 1 to 1146 code for a protein of 381 amino acids. The record is from RefSeq and is a predicted model, not a curated record. The transcript is spliced from 3 exons. NCBI's taxonomy places the organism in Eukaryota, Metazoa, Chordata, Amphibia, Anura, Pipidae.
AUGAAGACACUCAAAUUAUAUGAACAGACAGGAGGCAAUACAUCUGCAGCUGAUGAAUAUGCUGUGAUAAAAAAGCAGUCAGAGGGAAUAAGUAUCUUGCUAACCGUACUUCUGUCUUUAAUGGUUGUGCUCAUAGUUUUAGGUAACAGUGUUGUGAUAUUGUCUUUCAUUGUGGACAAGAGACUCAGGAAUCGCAGUAACUUCUUUCUCCUAAAUCUGUCCAUUUGUGAUUUUUUAGUAGGAGCCGUCUCUAUCUCCAUGUAUAUACCGUACAAGUUCACUGGAAAAUGGAUGCUGGGAAAGUUUCUCUGCAAACUGUGGAUAAUAUUUGACUUCACAACAACAACUGCCUCUGCCUACAGUGUCGUUCUUAUCAGUUAUGACAGGUUUAUUUCAGUCAACAAGGCAGUUUUACAUCGCUCUCUACAAAAAAGACACAGCCAGACAGCACUUAACAUGACCCUAGUUUGGAUAGUUUCUUUUAUUAUCUAUGGACCAGCAAUUCUUCUGUGGGAGAUCAUUACCGGUACUAAUAACCUUCCAGAGGACAGCUGUCGUGCUGCGUUCCUUGAAACGUGGUAUUUUAUUCUGGGUGCAUCUACAUUAGAUUUCAUCAUCCCGCUUCUCAGUAUUUCCUUUUUUAAUUUAAGAAUCUACCUAGAAAUCAUAAAACGCAGCACAAAGCGACAAAAUCAUUCCAUAUCUGGUAAUUCAAAAGAAACAAUAAAAGAGAACAUGUCCAGUAGCAUCGCAAACAAUAUUGUCCUUUCAUCACCACAGACAAAUAAGAAAGGGGACAUUAGUUUGGACCCAUGCACAGUUCAUAAGAUCACUUCAGAUGCUCCUCAGAACUCUGAAAAAUGCAAUGGGCCCAAUAAUAGUAAUAAACUUUCCCAGGACAAGAAGGCUGCAAAAUCUCUUGCAAUUUUGGUUUCUGUUUUCAUUCUUUGCUGGACUCCUUAUUCAUUCCUAGUUUGUAUUCGUGCUGCUUGCCAUGGUUAUUGUGCUGAUAUUUUCUAUAUAGAGAUUACAGUUUGGUUUAUAUAUACAAAUUCAGUAAUUAACCCUAUCCUUUACCCUGUGUGUCACAAAAGUUUUAGAAAGGCUUUCAAAUUGCUAUUAGAACGGAUUAUGAAAUUUUUCUAA